CACUCUAACGGUUGUCGAGUUUUACGCGUUUGACUGACAUGCACAUGAACCAAUCAGCAUGGGUGUAUAAACGCAGUAGAAUCGGACAACCAAUCCGCUUUCAGUAUUCCAGAAUUGUUUUUUUUCCGGGAUUCUCUCUCGUGAACGCGAGAUUGACUGCUCGUGUCAGUGAUGCGCGUCCACGUGAGCUUCUAGCGGUAUUUAAUGGACAGCGGCUCUGAAGUGAACUGAACGUCUCCCUGCUGGGAAAAAAAAAGAAAUAAAAAAUAAUAACCAAAAACAAAGAGGAAAUAAAGACAAUAAACGGGCAUUUUGAACCAUUUUAGAAAACAAAGAGCAAGCGCGAGGGAGGUUUAUUGCGGAUACGCGGAUGGUUUCAUGUACAUUUUUGUCCAUCAGAAGGGUUUUACUGGGGUGCAAGACGUUUUUAUGGACACGUUGCGGCUUUCUUUAAUAGGAUCAUGAGCCAGGGAUGGGUUAUGAUAUAUUAUGCCGUGUAAAAAGAUUGAAUUUGUGGUGUCGGGUAUUAAGGUGUAACGCGUAAAGGCGGCGGCGCGCUGUGUUGUGUUGUGUUGUGUUGUAUUGUGGUGUAGUGUAGGCCACUGACGCCGACUUUAAUCUCCGAGGGCAAAAGUAAAGCUGUUUACAGAUCCGUUUAUUGCUAAGCCUGUGCGCUGUCUCGUCAGGAGCAAGGUGGGAAACAUGGCUGGAGAGAAAUUGGCCGUGACGCGAGCGCUGAGUGGAUUUGCGUGGCUGUGGCGCUGCCGUGGAAACUAAGGGCGACCGAGGCGCAGGUUUCCACCCGACACAUCCCUAAAGGAAAACUUUUCAUUUCGUUUUCUCUACAAACAUGGGCAAGGACGAGUGCAAAACCAUGCUGGACGCUUUAAAUAAGGUAACGGCGUGCUACCGGCACCUCGUGUCCGCUUUAGGGAGCACGUCGGACUCUCAAAACCUGCGCGAGGAGCUGAAAAAGACGCGGCGGAAAGCGCAGGAGCUGGCCGCGGCGAACCGGACCAGACUGACCGCGCUGCUCAAAGACAAGAGCAUCAGCAAUGACGACCGCGCCGAGUACGAGCGCCUGUGGGUGCUCUUCACCAGCAGCAUGGAGAUCCUCGAGGUGGACAUGAGGAGGUCGUUGGAGAUCGGGCAGGAUUUCCCGCUCAAGGUGCCCACGCGCCACUUCAUCCAGACUGGCAUGACCGGCAGCACAAGCACUGUGGCGGCCCGGGCCAUGAGCAUGCAGAACAUGAAAUACGAAGCGGACGCGGGCAUCGACACGGCCGAUCUGAAAGACCUGGAGGCCGAGAUCGCUCAGCUCGAUCAGAUGAUGGAGGAGAUGGAGAUGAAGGUGCAGGUGGCGCCGUGGGCGGUGGAGGCCAAGCAGGAAGCCGGAGCCGAACUCAAAUCCACAGUCAGUGUGGGAAACUCAUCCGUCGGUGUCAUUUCCAUCUGCGACGAGGAACCCAAAGACGGGGGCGAAGGUGAAGCUGGUGUCAUGAGGAUCUUCGCGGGCAUCAUUUUCACUAUGGUUUUACUCAUUGCAGGCAUUCUGGGAUAUCUGGUCGUCAAUCUUUGAAGUAGGAUCUUCUUAAGGCUGUGUGAACACUAAACGAACAACAAAACAAAAACUGUGACCUGCUGGAUUUAUUCUAACCUACAUAUUCACCUGCCAGUGUGUGUGUGUGUGUGUGUGUGUGUGUGUGUGUGUGUGUGUGUGGCUUGGACCUGAAAAACACAUUCAGUAGCAGUGUUUCAUGAAUCAGAGGCUGAACUGAUUACUUUUGUGGAUAUAAUGUAUCCAUGGGCCACAGUAUUAGUACACUGUUACACCAACAACCUGGCUGUAAAUUUUUACAGUAAAUUAUAAAGUACUGUAAAAUCUACAGUAAACAACUGUAAAACAUUAACAGUAAAGCACCGUGAUAGCUUACGUAGUAUAAAAUAACACAUCUUAAAGUAGGCUACGUUUGCUCGUUUGGCUGAUGAUGUGGAUGU
This is a messenger RNA of Ictalurus punctatus (channel catfish), 1998 nucleotides long. RefSeq names its product regulator of G-protein signaling 9-binding protein. Gene Ontology annotation, biological process: detection of light stimulus involved in visual perception; G protein-coupled receptor signaling pathway. The coding region runs from base 851 to 1579 and encodes 242 amino acids. Gene Ontology annotation, cellular component: photoreceptor outer segment; neuron projection. The transcript has a single exon. NCBI's taxonomy places the organism in Eukaryota, Metazoa, Chordata, Actinopteri, Siluriformes, Ictaluridae. The record is from RefSeq and is a predicted model, not a curated record.